UCAGCCUAGCCUCCAUUGCCCACCUCUCUCAAAAAGCAAGGAUAAAAUGGGUUCCUGGAAGCCAUUCCAACUCUACAUCCUCUCUCUGAAACCAGGAGAUAAGAGAUUUAGGAACAGAGGCUAUAGAAAUAGUGAUAGAGCCGUCUCUUCCAAAUUGCCCAAAAUAAUUCCUUCUUUGCCGCUUAUUUAUUCUUUCUAUACUUAUUUCAAAAUUAGGGUUAGGGUUGUUUCCUGGUUCUUUGAUUCUUCUUUCUCUCUCUCUUUAAAGGUUUGAGAUUGCAGAAAUUCAAUUUGGAAUUGAGGAUUGAUUUGUGUGAGAUGGAGAAAUCAGCAGCUUCGGCUUUGUUUGUGGGAUGGGAAGAGGUUUUCGUAACGAAUGACAAAGGGAGGAAGGAGGUGCAUUAUUUUUUGAAGAGGAAGGAUGGAGGUUCGGAUUUGGCUGUGGUUGGUAAGGAGAGAAGCCUUAGGCAUAUGUCUUACUACUACGCUCUUCGGAAUCGUGCCGUUCUUCUCUCGCUUGCGCCUUCAUCUUCUCUUCUCAAGCUUCGCUCUCGAAAAGAUGUCGUUGAUUGGCUCUCGUCCAUAGUUCCAGAUUUACCCUCGCAUCAGGCAUCCCAAUCAGUUGAUGGUUCUUUGGAGAGCGAGGAUGGUCGUGUUUCAGAUGGACCAUUAUUUAAGGAUCAUUGUGUACAAAAACUUGGGCACCAUCCGAAAGGAUUUUCUUGGUUGGGUUCUUCAUGGACUUGUAGGAAACGCCGUAGGCACUAUCCAUCUUUCUCCCGCAACGGAGUUUCUAUUUACGUCCAUGACUUUGUAUAUGUUAUGGCUGAAGAAAAUAAGAGGCUUGUUGCAUACUUAGAAGAUCUUUACGAGGACACCAAAGGCAAUAAGAUGGUUGUGGUACGAUGGUUUCACAAAAUUGACGAGGUUGGUAUUAUUUCACCUGGCAAUUUUAAUGACAGAGAGAUUUUCUUUUCUCUUUGUCUUCAAGAUCUCAGUGUGGAAUGCAUAGAUGGAUUAGCAACAAUCCUCAGUGCUCAGCAUUUCGAGAAGUUCCAAAAUGAGGCAAAACACACUAGGUUGGAACCAUUUGUUUGCCACAGGAUGGUUGAUAAUGAUGAUGUUAAACCUUUUGACAUCACCCGAGUUCAAGGUUAUUGGAAGCAGGGAAUACUCAGACAUAUGUACACCACAUCCCAGCAUAAGACUAAUGUGAAGAAUGGUAAUAUUGAUGGUGGCCUAGAAGUGGAAGGAAAGGGUGGUGAUGUCAUCAGAACCAGACCCAAAAAAAGACAUUGUUCAUCCAGGGGUGAAGUGGACCAUCAGUUCUACUUUAGAAAGGAUGGAAAAGAUGCAGUUUGUGGAGAUAGUCAUAAGUCCAGUGAGAAUUUGGUUAUAAGCCAUGGCAGUGCUGAAAUACCUGCUCCAAAGGAAGGCGGAUCUGGUGCUGUUUUGUCUAGAAAAGUGACAGACCAGCAAAGGUCCCAUCAGCAUUUAUCUGUGGGUUCCCAUGUUGAGGUGUUCUCUCAGGAUAGUGGUAUUAGGGGCUGUUGGUUCCGAGCCUUGGUACUCAAGAAGCACAAAGAAAAGGUGAAGGUGCAGUAUCAGGACAUUCGAGAUGCAGCAGAUGAAGCAAACAAUUUAGUGGAGUGGGUUCUGGCAUCAAAGGUUGUGGUGCCUGACUAUUUGGGUCUCCAUCUGAGGGGAAGGACAGCCCUUCGCCCAUGCCCACCAUCACACAAAGGACGAGUCUCUUGGCGCAUUGAUGUUGGAGCUGCAGUCGAUGCAUGGUGGUGUGAUGGCUGGUGGGAAGGUAUCGUUGUCCAGAAGGAAUCUGAAGAUAGAAUUCAUGUUUUCUUUCCUGGAGAACGGCAGAAGAAAAUUUUUGAUCAUGGAGACUUGAGACGUUCUCAGGAUUGGGUAGUCAACAAGUGGAAGUAUAUAAAGGAAAGACCAGAUAUUGUGGCUUCAGUUUUAUCUGGUCUAGAAAACAGUCGAGAUAGUGGUAAAUCCUGUGAUGGGAGUGUUCACCCUGUGGUGACAGGCAAAAAAUGUCAUGCAGGGAACCAGGCUAAUGUGUAUGAUGUUUUACCGAAGAAUGACAAUGAACUGCAUGAUAGAAUUGGUGCAACAAAGGUCCUUGAGGUUUCACUUAACAAGGAAGCUCCCAGAUUUGAACCUCGAGAUGAUGGGAGGAAGGAAGCAGAUGUGUUACCAAAUCUUGUCAAGGAUAAUUUACUUGCUCAGCUAAGGUGGAAGUCCUCAAGGAAGAGAAGGCGUAGUAGAGAAAGCUUGCGAAAGAGGAGCAGCUUGGAUUCUAAGCAUCCUACUGAUGGUAGCAGCAGCAGCAGCCUAGAUAAUAUUGAAUCACCUCCUUGUGAAAGAUUCAUAAACCCAAAGUCAUUGAAGUUGGAUCAGGAAAACUGCAAGUAUGUGGGAGAUACCAUUUUCAAUGCACCUGUACCUUUUGCAAGCUUGGUCAUGUCUAGGUGAUUGUUGACAUUGCUUCUGGAUCCUUCAGCAACAAAUCUUUUGCUGGUUUUCAUUCCCCAGCAAGAUCCUUGGUCACUUACAGGGAUGAUUCAAUUGGAGACAAGUUUAUUCUUUAUUUUCUUUGCUGACCCCUUGAAAGUCUCAUGUUCAUGUACAUGUGGAAAGGAAUCCCUAAUAAUGCAAAGCUAAAUGCACAUGAACUCCUUCCUUCCCUCUGGGAAAUGGGUGAGUAUUGUAUCAUGAUGUAUCAAAUGUAGCAGUAACCUCAGUAACCUGUAGCAGAGCCCCUUAAAUUAUGGGCAUCAUUUUUGAAUGUAGGUAGGUUGACUUCAUGUAGAGAUUACAAGUUUUAGUUAUUAAAAUUUAUUUAUUUUUAUUUA
Macadamia integrifolia is the source of this 2873-nucleotide messenger RNA. RefSeq lists its product as uncharacterized. Lineage: Eukaryota; Viridiplantae; Streptophyta; Magnoliopsida; Proteales; Proteaceae. The transcript has 6 exons. The record is from RefSeq and is a predicted model, not a curated record. The coding region runs from base 319 to 2493 and encodes 724 amino acids. Gene Ontology annotation, molecular function: chromatin binding.